ACGGCCAACGAAUUCAGUUUGUGUCGAGACGUUGUCGGUGGCACGUCGCAUCUGAAAGAACGCUCAUCUGGCAGAUACAACUAUACAUAGAGAUACGCAAAGUGCUAGACCAAAGUGAACCGUGUGCAGUUGAACAACAACUACAAAACAACUACAUAUAAACUAUAUACCAAAUAAUUCAACAAAGGCCAAAAAAGACUGUAUAAUGUCUUCCACAUCGGCCUCGCCCAUCAGCAACAUAACCGUGGAUGACGAGCUCAACUUAAGCAGAGAACAAGACUUUGCUGAAGAGGAUUUUAUAGUAAUCAAGGAGGAGCGUGAGACGAGUCUCUCCCCCAUGCUGACGCCCCCGCACACGCCCACCGAGGAGCCCCUGCGGCGGGUGCAUCCGGCGAUCAGUGAGGAGGCGGUGGCCACUCAAUUGCACAUGCGACACAUGGCCCACUACCAGCAACAGCAGCAUCAGCAGCAGCAGCAGCAACAACAGCAGCAGCAGCAGCAUCAGCAGCAGCAACAUCGCCUGUGGUUGCAGAUGCAACAGCAACAUGCUGCUCCCCAGCAAUAUCCAGUUUAUCCCCCUGCCACCGCCGAUCCCGUGGCAGUGCAUCAGCAAUUGAUGAACCACUGGAUACGCAAUGCAGCCAUUUACCAGCAGCAGCAACAACAGCAACAGCAACAGCAGCAACAUCACCAUCAUGGUCAUCAUGCUCAUCCCCAUCAUCCACAUGCCCAUCCCCACCACGUGCGUCCCUAUCCCGCUGGCCUGCACAGUUUGGUGGUUGGUCGCCACUUUGCACCCAUUCCCACGAUGAAAUUGGCUGGUGCUAGUGGUGCGCCCAGUGGUGUGGCCACCGGCAGCAGUCGCCCAAAGAAGCAGUUCAUUUGCAAGUACUGCAAUAGGCAGUUCACCAAGUCCUAUAAUCUGUUGAUCCACGAAAGAACCCACACGGAUGAGCGGCCCUAUUCCUGCGACAUUUGCGGCAAGGCCUUCAGGCGACAGGAUCAUCUGAGGGACCAUCGCUACAUUCACUCCAAGGACAAGCCCUUCAAGUGCAGCGAUUGCGGCAAGGGUUUCUGCCAAUCGAGGACUCUGGCCGUGCACAAGGUGACCCACUUGGAGGAGGGUCCGCACAAGUGUCCCAUUUGCCAGAGGAGUUUCAAUCAGCGGGCCAACCUGAAGAGCCAUCUCCAGAGUCACAGUGAGCAGAGCAGCAAGGAAGUGAUUGCUUCGCCACCAACUUCCUCGCACCAGCUGCCGCCAAACCAGGCAUUGAGCUCGCCUCAACCUGAGAAUUUGGCACAACAUCUGCCCGUGCUGGAUCUAUCAUCCUCAUCCUCAUCGUCUUCGAGCUCCGAGAAGCCCAAACGAAUGCUGGGCUUCACCAUCGAUGAGAUCAUGAGCAGAUAGAUUGGCCCGCAAGCAAACGUAAAACUGAUUUCUGUUAGGAAAUCCAAGAAGAGAUUCAGAGCCGCCAGGCAUGGGAAAUGCCUGGAAUGGAAAAUCCAAUCUUUUGCUGGCCAAAGGUGCACAGUGGUUACCAAAAAACCUCGCCAGCAAUUCGCAAUUCGCAAACCCAGUGAGCAGAACAGAACAGAACAGAGUCAUCCUCCAUGCAAUUGGUUUUUAAAUAAAACCAUAAAAUUGCAUUCAACAAAUGCCAAAGCCAAAUAGCAGAGGAAAACUGAUGAAAAAUCUACUAUAAAAGACAAGUAUUGCAAGCACAAAACAAUUCCAAAACACACACACGCACACAAUUGUAAACUAUAUACACUUAAAUAAAUAAUAUAUAUAAUUAUAACUUAAGAAUAUAUAAUUAUUGUACCUUAUAGUCGUAGUAGCCCAUUCAGUUUGUACAGUUUUAUGGAGUAAGAGUAAACCAAAUGUUAUGUUACAAUAGUUGAAAUCAAGCAAAACCUCAAACCCAUUUUGGUUAUUGAAAGACUGUUUUAAAUAUUAUAAUUAAAUUUAAAUUAAAAUUUAUUUGAAUAAAUCAAUCGAAGUGGAUUGUGUAAUGUUAAAACCAGCGAGUGUCAUGAUUACUUACUGUUUAGAUUAAACAACUUAAUUGUCGCUUUAGCAAAUGACUAAGCACAAAGAUACAACGAUCUCAUUGUCGUCUAUACCUAUAGUCUGUAUAUAGAUAUGUAUAAAAUAUUCGCAUUGAUAUGAAGCUAUCACAAAAAAUACUUAAAUAUAAA
Messenger RNA from Drosophila gunungcola (fruit fly), 2199 nucleotides. RefSeq names its product protein odd-skipped (gene odd). Gene Ontology annotation, molecular function: DNA-binding transcription factor activity, RNA polymerase II-specific; RNA polymerase II transcription regulatory region sequence-specific DNA binding. NCBI's taxonomy places the organism in Eukaryota, Metazoa, Arthropoda, Insecta, Diptera, Drosophilidae. Gene Ontology annotation, biological process: embryonic hindgut morphogenesis; regulation of transcription by RNA polymerase II; embryonic pattern specification. The transcript is spliced from 2 exons. The record is from RefSeq and is a predicted model, not a curated record. The coding region runs from base 206 to 1408 and encodes 400 amino acids. Gene Ontology annotation, cellular component: nucleus.